Molecule: messenger RNA, 2583 nt
Organism: Xenopus laevis (African clawed frog)
Lineage: Eukaryota; Metazoa; Chordata; Amphibia; Anura; Pipidae
Gene: panx1.L
Product: pannexin 1 L homeolog
Exons: 5
Coding region: 144-1430 (428 amino acids)
Biological process (GO): monoatomic cation transport; positive regulation of interleukin-1 production; cell-cell signaling
Cellular component (GO): endoplasmic reticulum membrane; membrane; plasma membrane
Molecular function (GO): wide pore channel activity; channel activity
Source: RefSeq, a predicted model, not a curated record
CGCACACCAUGUCCCCUCCCAUCCAGGGCGCGGGCACGCCGAGCGUAUUAACACGCGAGGGAGGUUGUGAGGGAGAUUAUAGUAUGAGAGAGUUCGGUGGCGGUCUUGCCGUAUCAUAACCCCACUCUCCUCCUUCUCUAGCCAUGGCCAUAGCUCAUAUCGCUACCGAGUACGUCUUCUCCGACUUCCUGCUCAAAGAUCCCCCGGAGUCCAAGUACAAGGGGCUGCGGCUGGAGCUGGCGGUGGAUAAGCUCGUGUCCUGCAUUGCCGUGGGGCUGCCCUUGCUGCUCAUAUCUCUGGCCUUCGCUCAGGAGAUCACUCUGGGUUCCCAAAUUAGCUGCUUUGCUCCCACUUCAUUCUCAUGGCGCCAGGCUGCUUAUGUCGACUCUUUCUGCUGGGCAGCAGUUCAGCAAAAGCACCUGUCUCAGAGCGACUCUGGUAACGUCCCCCUGUGGCUUCAUAAGUUUUUCCCAUAUAUCCUGCUCCUUGUGGCCGUUCUUCUCUACCUUCCAAAUUUAUUCUGGCGUUUCACAGCCUCCCCCCACCUCAGCUCAGACCUCAAGUUUAUCAUGGAGGAGCUUGACAAAUGUUACAACCGGGAUAUUAAAGACCUCAAGGCUGCCAAUAACCUGAACAGUUCUGACAAGAGAGAUGGAGCCAACUCCCCCAUUGUGAGCGAGAACCUUCAACAGAGCCUGUGGGAAAUCCCUCUAAGCCACUACAAGUACCCAAUCGUGGAGCAGUAUCUGAAGACGAAAAAAAAAUCCUUCGGCCUCAUCAUCAAAUAUCUAAUUUGCCGGACGCUGACGCUCGUCAUUGUGUUCACGGCCUGUAUCUAUCUGGGCUAUUAUAUCAGCCUGUUCUCUCUGACGGACGAGUUCACCUGUAACAUCCGCACCGGGAUAUUGAAGAACGACACCACGUUACCUUCUUUAGUGCAGUGCAAGCUUAUAGCCGUGGGAGUCUUCCAGCUUCUCAGUUACAUCAAUCUCAUUGUCUACGUCCUGACGAUGCCGUUUAUUAUUUACGCCAUGCUGGUUCCCUUUAGGAAAACCACCAAUGUCCUGAAAGUUUAUGAGGUGCUUCCUACAUUCAGUGUUCAGCAAGCUCCAGCCAAAGCCUACGAUGACCACAGCCUGUUCCUUCUGUUCCUGGAAGAGAACGUUAGUGAGCUGAAAUCAUACAAGUUCCUCAAGGUGUUGGAGAAUAUUAAGGAUAACGGAGAGAGUUUUGACACCAUGCAGUACUUAACUUCUUUAGGAACUGUGAAGACAGACACCGUGGAUGGAAAACUGGCAUUUAAAUGUGCAUCCGCCGUCCCAAAUAAUACAGAAAAGGAUGACGUUGAACUUGCAGUUCAGCCCUCAAGUGACAAUGCAAAAACAGAGGACAAGAAAGUUCGUCAGCGGCUGCUGGAUUCAUCCUGCUGAGUGUUAGACGUGGAUAAUUGCCAAAACCAUGUUCAGUGGGCAAUUUUCAGUGGAAUCGACGCCAUCCAUAAGGCCACGAUCUGAAAGUGUCUGUAGAAAUCCUCACUCAGGUGUAAUGGUUUUAUAGGAAAUCUAGAAGACUGGAAUUGCCAUUCUGUGCAGUUUGACCUAUCUUUCCCAAUACACUCGCUGCUGCACAGCUGUGAAAAGUGUUACCACUAUAGGGAACCUGUUCUUUAAAAGUGGGACAAUGGCCCAGACAGGUUUUUGCAACGGUCGCUUGAAAAGCUGUGUCUGCUAUUUACGGAUACUGCACCUUAGCAUCAGGGAGGUCCUGUCUGCAGAAUCCAAAUCCCAUUAUUCUGGGAGGUUUUGGGAGUUGUGCUACAGAAUACAAAUCCCAUUAUUCUGGGAGGUUCUGGGAGUUAUGCUACAGAACAACUGCACAGAAGCCAUCCGGAUCUCCCUAGCGGAAAGUAAUAUUGUAUUACAUUUUUUUUAGGGUUUACUUUUACAUUUUGUUGUUCGCAGAGGCUGUACAAUUUCUUAUUUAUGUGUAAAAUGUUAUUUAAGUGCUCAGCCACCACCAUAUUGAAUGUCAUUUUUAUUUUAAACUGUUUACAAUUCAUGCUAAGCAUUACGUAACUCUCUGGUUUUAUGCUGGUUUAGCUUUGUUUUACACCAGUGUUAUAAUGGUAUAAAUGUACUGAUCCAGCAGACCCAUGGACGGGGGCAAUGACCACAUAGUUGACCAUAUCAGCACAUCCCUGACUGUGUGAAUGAAGAUCAUGUCACUGUUUAAACUAUUUGUGAUGGAACAUUUAGGUGCACAACCUACAGGCCCGCAAGUCUGGGGUGAUUUCUCCGACUGCUGAAAGACCAGAUCAGUUCUUGGCCAUGACCCAUGCUGGAUUUAUGAACAUAGUUUCCUACGGAUGAAUCUUCAUAGCUUUGAUACUGACCCAUCUGCCUGGAUUUCAUACGUGUUUUCUAUACACAGACACAAUUGUUACCAAAGCCACUAACCCAGCCAUCCGUGUGCCUAAAGCUCUGGUUUAUCAUAAGCUCGGCCAGGGUAUUGGACUGCUUCAUUGGGUAGUGGACUCCUAAAGGAAUGAUUUAUACAUGAUAAAAUGGCGAUGUGUCUAAGGUU